AUGGCCGGGAAGAAAACCACCACAGGCCGACGCGGACGUCCUUCAAGAGUCAGCACCGGGAAAAGCGACUCAGAUCACGGGCUGUUUGUCUCGUCGACUCCUGCAGAUUUGUUGAAGGACCUUAGUAGUGCCGUUGAAAAGCGUAACAAGCACAAAUGGCAGAAACUCCGCGCUCAGCAUAGAGCUCAGGUUAAGAAAACAGAGGAAGGGAUACAAACAAUGGCUUAUUCGAACAAAUUGUCUAUCAUGAGACACCGGAGAGCGCAAAUCAAGCGCCUGUCAGAACUGGUCAAGAAGAGGACGGAGAUUGAGCUGGCGAUCGUGGCCGAAAUGCAGACGCUGGGUGAUCUGUACGAAACAGUUCAUGGCGAACUGGAACGAGAUCUACGAGGACAUGCGACCUUUGACGAUAUAUACUUAGACCACUGUCGAAUCGAGAUCAUCGGGGAUGGGAGCCAUUGUUAUACGUAUAUGAGUCAGCCAUUUCGGAUCUAUGGGAAAGUGUUUUCGGCUGGCACUUUGCGUAAAUAUGUUGAUGUUGACGCUCGAAAUGCUUAA
Molecule: messenger RNA, 558 nt
Organism: Paracoccidioides brasiliensis Pb18
Exons: 4
Coding region: 1-558 (185 amino acids)
Source: RefSeq, a predicted model, not a curated record